Messenger RNA from Drosophila yakuba, 2569 nucleotides. RefSeq lists its product as uncharacterized. The record is from RefSeq and is a predicted model, not a curated record. Bases 384 to 2324 code for a protein of 646 amino acids. NCBI's taxonomy places the organism in Eukaryota, Metazoa, Arthropoda, Insecta, Diptera, Drosophilidae. The transcript has 5 exons.
AAAAAUUACAGUAGCCGAACAGCACUCAGAACAACAACACCCAUCUGAAAUUAUAUGGCCAGAGGCGAGCGCGAAUUAAAGUAAAUCGCAAAUAAUAAAAAAUCGUGGAAUCUCAGUUGUAUCGAGGACGGGCAUCCUAAAUCAAGCCGCGGAUUCUUUGUUUUCAGUUGAAGGAAAGGAAGUUGUGGAAAGCAGUGCAAGCAGUGCAUGCUGCUGUUGCUCUUCUUCUUGCCUUGCCCUUCCACUAGAGAAGUACAACUUCAAAGUAAAGAGGAAAAACGAGAAGAAGCAGAGAACUCAAGGCUACAUCAUUUGGAAACAUACAGGGAAACCCCCUACAUUACAUUCGCUGGCCGAAUAUAUAACUUAUCUGGCGAGGAAAUAUGGCGGCACCUAUCGGAGCAUUAGCUGCUCUUGUUGCUGUUCUUGUUACGCUAGUGAUUUGUGGAAAUACGAAAUCGUCGUCGUCCGCGGGCUGGAUGCACCGAAGCACGCCACAAAUGGAAGUGGAGGCCCUGCGCACCGAGUAUAUUGCCCUGGAACGCGCCCUGUGGGAUUAUCUGGCCAAAACGGCCAAUAGCCAGAACAAUAAGGAAACCCAGAUAAGGAAAGUAUACGAUUCGCAUCGGGAUUUCGAUGCGAAACCCGCAAUGAGACGCACCUUUGAGGAGCAUCGCUACGAGAUCCUCAAUCACUACGAAUGGUCGCUGCUGGAAAGGGAUCUCAUUUAUAUCAGCAAGCUUUACGAUGCCUACAAGGACACCUUUGUCAAGCAGAACAACAGCGCCGAAUUAGAUGAACUAGCCGUUUUAAAUCUAGCCGGAGCAAUUCUACGCAACGAUAACACCGCCUCAAUGCCACGAAUCUUGCAGGAAAUCGAGCGUGUGAUGGUUUCCCAGACCCUCUACUACCGAGCCAUGCUAGUGUCCAACAAUCAAAUUUGCAAUACCAUGCAAUCGGCCCAGCAGUUUAUAUACUCGCUAUAUGCGGAUAUAGCCCUGACCGAACUGAAAGCCUACACCAUGAUGGAGUUCUCGUGGAUGAUGUUGCGGGUAUACGGUAAGGGCAACUACACCCAGGAGGCGGAACUCAUGCGUUCCGACUAUGAGAAGAGGACGGAACGCACACUGAAAAUGCUCAAGGAUGUGAUGCUACGAGCUGAUCGAAUCGUUUACCGCUGUGAUCCGCCGAAACAUGUCCAGGGUGUCACCUACGACGAGGUUACCCGCCUACUGCAAGGCUACAUCGAAAACGAGGUGGAUUUGAAUAACGAGGAAACUUGCCGAGAGACGUGCGGCUUUUAUCAGUCCACACGCAGCGAAGGCUGCUUCAAGGAUCUCUAUUGUUCCCGUCAGCCGAAAUGUACGGGUCGGCUGUACAACUGCCAGUUUGUAGACUCCGACAUGUGGGUGUGCCCGUCGCCACAGAACAGCACCAGGCGCUACGAGUUCAUCGAGUACGAGAACGGACGCGUCCUUGGCCAGCGGGGUAAGUGCACCAGGGGCACCACCAAGGUGGACAGCUGGUGGCGUUACCUUCUCUGGCACUGCAGCUACUGCUUCUGCCUGUGCGACGAGGAGGGUCUGAAGUCGGAUCGUUUCUUCAAUCUCCGGGAUACGGUCGCCGAUGUCAAGCGCAACCGAAUUGUGACUGGUUUGCGUUUUGUAAAACAAAAUCGCAUUUUCCACCUGCAAAUCCAGGAGGGCGAACUCCUGCCGCGUGGCACUGUCAAUCAAAGCACUCUGGAGUGGAAACCCGUGGAGAAGUACAACAUCUUUGAUCGUCAUGUGAAGAAUGGCAUUGACUAUCACAAAUUGAGCUACGAGAAACGCACCAUCGAUCUGGACGAUGUGGAUACGGAGGACAAUUCCUUUGUGAUUACCGGCGUGCGUUUCCGUGUGGUGGGCACACAUCUGAACUUGGAGGCUUACUACAGUGAGUUUGAUUUCCGAACGGGUAAACUCAUCCAGCCAGAGGCCAAUAGCUAUUGGAAGUCCAACGACAAUACCGAUGUCAGCGGUGCACGCAGGGAGAAACUGAGUUUAAACAACGCCGACGUGUCUACGCGGACAGUCGCACACUCAAUACCUCUGUCGCGCCACAAUCAGUACAUCGACUUCACCAACACAGGACUGGACAAGGAUGCCGCCCAGAGCACUGUGCCCUUCAUUGACAUCCAGGACGUAGUCUCAAAUCCACCAGUGCCACUAGCCGGCAUUGGCAUCUACUACAAGGGCCGCAACGGCUACGGCGGCUUUCUGGGCCCUAAGAUCAUCACCUACGACUUUAUGCCCCACGUUCAGGUGCCAAAUAAUAAGUUCUAAGGCGAAGAGAGUCGGAGAAGCGGUGCAGUUCCAUCCCGCACAUAUUUCAUAGCUUUUUUAGUUGUACACUACCUAUCAAUACACACAUGCAAUUACUGUCGCAUAGUUUAAGUGAGAUUGGAGGAGAACGAAGCGCAAGAGAUGCAGAAUCAGGCAAGACAAGAAUAUAAAAACAAAUUAUAUUGGAAUUUAGCCAUAACAAAAGAAAUAAAAAGAAUCUGAAUCUGAGAACCCAGAGAACCGAA